UCAAAAUGAACGAAUCAUUCAUGCACGACACAUCACUACUACUACUACUAGACAGUAGGGGGGGCUGGCCCAAAGAGUCGCAGCCAAUCAAAAGCGUCCAUCAGUUUGAACGAGAAGCGCUUUGCCAACAUGGUUACAGUUAUCCGUUGUCUUUAACACACGUUUAAUAUUUCAACGUUCAAAUCCUAACUUUGCUUAGCGAAUGACAUUUUCAUUGAAAUUGUCACCGUCGAAAGACAUAUAAGUUGACCUUUGGGGAUUACAAAAAAAAAAAACCCACUACAGGAUGAGUGUGUUUGGUCCAAGUAAACCGUCAUAUUUGAAGACCUAUGGCAAACAGAAGCGCAGAGUGGAACAAUGGUUUUCUCCUGACCUGAGAAAGAAAGUGUUCUCCUUCUCCAGUACACCAUCAUCUGAUCAGUCUCUCCCAGAGCCCACGUCCAAGAGACGGAAAACCAAUAACAAAAAAAGCACGGCUGCAGGCAGCUCCAGGACUGUGCGCAUGGCGAAGCAGAAAGCUAUGGAAGCUUUGAAAGAGCUGGAGAGUGACGAGGAAAGUAUUUUUAUUCCAGGAACAGCUCCCAGGAGGAAACCAGGCACCAAACUAAUUAAGAAGACUGCAGUCACAAGCACUUCACCAGGCAUACAUGACUUCAUAUCCAGCAAGGUGGAACAUGCCAGUCAGUCCACACGGAGGAUAAGAAAAAAGAAGCCAGUUCUCAGCACCAGUGAGAAUGAGAGUGACUGUUUUGUCACUAAUAAUAAAUGUUCAAAUGCCUUUAGGCAGAAUACAUCUUCUAAUUUCAAACAUGUAAAGCAAGGAGACUUGGUCGGUCUGCCCCACUUGGAUAGAUUCGUCACACAGCGCAAGAGAGUGCACCGCUUGCAAUCCGAAAAGCACCCGUUUGAACAGAGACUCGGAAUUUCCAGCAACACCUUGAAUAAUUCAAAAAACUUUAUUUGUGGUGUUGUUUCAUUUCAGCCCGCCACUCAGCAGGAGUCCGAUACUAAGCCUUCUGUCGUGUUUCACAGUGGCGCGCACAGACAUUCGGACGCAGUAUUACGUGAAGUCUCAUUUAACAAUGUUGAAGAGCAGCUGAUGUCCUGUAAACGCCCACUGCUGUGCAGUACACCAUCCGUGGUUUCUAAACGAAACCUACACUGCCUUGAGCCCUCGAUCAGUGAGAUCUCCUCGUUUAGCUGUGAUGAGUUGGACAAGCCUCCAAUAAAUGAAAGCACAGCCAGUGAGCUAAUGAGCAAACCACAGAAACGUGGCAUGCUGCAGAAGAGCAAACAAUGUGCAAAGCACACCCCAAAAACUGCGACAGUACAACAGAUGGAGGCGCAUGCAAAGUAUGCAAAUGCACAAUCACAACUGAGAUCGGAGAAACGCCGCUCAAGUAUUGAAUCUGUCUCCGAUCGGCCAGACCUGAAGCAGUUGAAAGGGAGGGCUUGCGUCAUGCUGGAGGAGCUAGAUGUCUUGGACAUUCUUUCGAAUCAAAGUGAUAAUGGGAAACAAGACGUAGAGAAAACAUAUCCACCCAGAUUGGAGGCGGGUCCUGCCACUUCAGCAGCUGCUAUACCAAGCUACCAUGACAAGCAAGCCUGUCAAAUGUCUUCAGAUUAUGCCAUGUCUGACGCCAGUACCCAAGCUCGCCAUUUAACCUCUUCACUAGGCACAUCUUCCAUUUUGUCCGUUUCUUCGCUUUCUGCACCUCCAAGUAAUGAUCUCAGCAGUUCAGUCCAAAUGCAGACUGAUCGUCUUAAGGUAGAGUGCCUGUCCUCUUGCCUCACUGUCUGCCUCCAGCAUCUGGACUUGGGCAAUGUCCACCAGGCCCAUCAGGGGAUAAUGGAGACCCAGAAGGCCAAGGUUGCUUCUCCUAUUACUUUAGAAUCCAAAAGACGCCAAAAUGCCAGGAACUUAAAGAAUUUCCCCUGCUUGGUUGGCACUGAAUCAGCAGAGCAAUCAUCCGGCAGUGAAAUGCAAACUGGAGGGCUAGUUAGACGGCUGUCUGCCUCCUUCAUGCGAUCUGCCCUCUCCCCUGCAUCUAUUACAGCUCCCAGUAAAAUGCCGGUGGCAAAAGAAAACAACGGUCUUUCUACCAGCCGUAAAGUAUGCGUGAGUGGCUUGAAUUCUAGCCGAUGGUCAAAGAGAGGUGUGGGUGAACAAAACAGAAAGCAGAGGCAGAAAACUAGGACUAAACCAGGAGACCGCUCAUCCAAUGACCCCCUGCCCACUGGAGCCGAUUCACGCAUGGGGGAAUCUGCUUGUGGCUGGCUGCAGAGCAGCAAAGUGAUUGGCUUGCCUAAGACCCCUCUCCGUGUAGAACUGCUGAACCUUUCCUCCUUUCUGACCAGCUUCACUCCAGACUCGCUUACAACACACACCUGGGGGCGUCUCAAAGCUGCACUGUCCAUACACAAGAAGACGACAGCAUUUCCAACUCCUCGACGGCUGGCUCUUUCCAAUAUCAAGGAUCCAGGGCUGGUGAACACCAGUCUAGAUCUGUUUGGCACCCCAGUGUCUUAUCGAGCUUCCUCUCACCUGCUCCGUUCCAGCAUGAACAAUACCUCCAUGAUAUCUUCUAACGAAGACAUCAGUGAGGCUGAAAAAGUGUACCAAGAGUGUCAGCAGGAAGGCCCCCUUUUCUUUGAUGAUUGCAUUCCUGCCAAAUGCAUGAAACACUGCAUUAAGAUUGGAGAGGGCACGUUUGGAGAGGUGUUCUCCAUGGUCAACGAUGCCAAUCAGACUGUGGCUCUUAAAAUUAUUCCAGUGGAAGGCCAUCAGAAAGUCAAUGGUGAACCACAGAAAACAUUUGGUGAAAUUCUUCAUGAAAUUAUUAUUUCCAAGGAGCUAAGUGCACUCAACUCCAAGGAGCACAACAAAACAAAUGGGUUCAUCGGCCUCCUUAACCUUCACUGUGUGCGUGGGUGCUAUCCCAGUGCUCUGCUCAAAGCAUGGGACAAGUUUGCCAAAGAAAAGGGAUCUGAGAAUGACCGACCUGAUUUCUUUGGUGUGGAGCAGCUCUUUCUGAUCCUGGAGUUUGAGUUUGGAGGCAGUGAUUUGGAGAAUAUGAAUGGAAAGCUCACAUCUAUGGCGCAAGCUAAAAGUGUGCUGCACCAGGUUACUGCUGCUCUGGCUGUUGCUGAAGAGGCACUUUUCUUCGAACACAGAGACCUGCAUUGGGGAAAUAUUCUGGUGAAAACUACUAAAGAGAAGCGUAAUCAGUUUAUUCUGAAUGGCUCAGUACACUCUAUAGAGACACGAGGAGUUCAUGUUAACGUUAUAGACUAUUCACUCUCGCGUCUUGAGAUCGAUGGCUUAACAGUGUCCUGUGAUAUAGCGAAUGAAGAGGAGUUAUUCAUGGGCCAGGGUGACUAUCAAUUUGAAAUUUACCGUCUGAUGAAGAACGAGAACAAUAACUGCUGGGCGGACUAUAACCCUCACUCCAACGUACUGUGGCUACACUAUCUGGCAGAUAAGCUUUUGACCAUGAGGUACAGGAACAAACCACACACCAGCCAGCAGAAGGCCUUGAAGAGCAACCUCAAGUCCUUUCACUCAGAGAUCCUCAACUACCAUUCAGCCAAAGAUGUCUUAUUGCACUCCACUCUAUUUCAGUGAUCUCCACUGAUCUUGUACUGAUUUGUUUUUAAUCAGUGCUACCAGGCCUGUUUAAAUACUUGUAAAGGACAUUGUAAAGUGAAGUAUAUAAUUAUUUGUAAAAAGAUUUGAAUAGGAAAUAAAGAAGAGAUUUUUUUUGUUAGUGUAAAAAGA
Molecule: messenger RNA, 3778 nt
Organism: Ictalurus punctatus (channel catfish)
Lineage: Eukaryota; Metazoa; Chordata; Actinopteri; Siluriformes; Ictaluridae
Gene: haspin
Product: histone H3 associated protein kinase
Exons: 18
Coding region: 287-3625 (1112 amino acids)
Biological process (GO): intracellular signal transduction; protein phosphorylation; mitotic cell cycle
Cellular component (GO): cytoplasm; nucleus
Molecular function (GO): ATP binding; histone H3T3 kinase activity
Source: RefSeq, a predicted model, not a curated record